Molecule: messenger RNA, 195 nt
Organism: Histoplasma mississippiense
Lineage: Eukaryota; Fungi; Ascomycota; Eurotiomycetes; Onygenales; Ajellomycetaceae
Exons: 1
Coding region: 1-195 (64 amino acids)
Source: RefSeq, a predicted model, not a curated record
AUGUCGCUUAUCCCGUUCGCAUUCAUCCGGUAUGGUGAGCAUAUUAGACGGAAUAGCAAAUUCUGCCAAUAUCUCCGCGAGCAGAAGGAGGCGGAUCGGAUAGCCGAGGAGGAGGAGGACAGGAUGCAUCAUCUGAGGGCUGAAACCGGAAGGGAUGUUGAAAAAGGCCGGGUCACCAGUGCUCCCAUACCAUGA